Coprinopsis cinerea okayama7#130 is the source of this 1431-nucleotide messenger RNA. RefSeq lists its product as hypothetical. The coding region runs from base 1 to 1347 and encodes 448 amino acids. Lineage: Eukaryota; Fungi; Basidiomycota; Agaricomycetes; Agaricales; Psathyrellaceae. The record is from RefSeq and is a predicted model, not a curated record. The transcript is spliced from 3 exons.
AUGGCGUCAGAACUGCAACAGCCACAAUGUUGUAAACGGAGGCAUCGAGGGUGGUCAGUACUCAUGCGAGCUUGUAAAGAUAGGCGCUCAAUCAAAAGUGUGUCUGCAGCCGGAUCGUUCCAGCUUCCUUCCUGGCUGUUUCUCAGGUACAACGUAAGCAACAAUAAUAUCCUACCCGCAAUUCGUCGUGUUCAUUUGGAACAGGAUAAUCCUCCGGACGAUAGAUUCGACCCGAGACGGGCUCAAUCUGGAGCACAACCCCCGCAGCCUACUCAACCCCCGCAACCUCCCCGGCCUCCCCCUCAAACUGAACGACCCUCUCCGCCCCAGCAGCCAACCGAGCCUCAACAGCCGGCACCGCCAAGUACACCUCCGGCAGGACCCACUCAGCAACCAACCCAACCCAAUAAUCCAGCUCAGCCACAGCAGCCAGAUACAGAGACAAUCAUCUCUACCAUCGCCGACAGCAGCAUUACCGUUAUCAUCACACGGAUAGUCGAGACGACUGCUUCGCGGGAUGCUUCCAACCCAGCUGAGACAAAUGAAUCUUCGAUCGUUUCCAAUUCCAAUCCUUCCACUAACACGCGCACACGCACCUCAACGCUUUCACCAGAACAACAGGACCCCAAUUCCCCACACUACGUCGUUCCCAACCCUAGUGACGAUCCAUUUGGCCUUAAUCCCACAAGCAAGCCAGGUGGUAACAAUGGACCUCCCGGUGGGUCUGGGGACGAUGCUUCUGGUGAUUCUCGCAAGUCGAACAACUUGGGAGCUAUCAUCGGAGGUAUUAUUGGUGGACUUUUCCUCCUCUUACUUAUCGCUGGACUCGUUUAUUUCUUCAUUCUUCGCCGCCGCAGGAAUCGAACUCCUCCAUCCACAGCCUAUAUGGCUCAGUAUGGCCAAGGAGACGGCGAGAGUAGAGUUACUUCGCCUUACCCUUUUGCUCAGGCUCAGCAACCUCAACCUUUCAUUCCGCCCCUCAUGAACAAUCGCAAUUCGAUCCCACAAAGUGUCGCCUCUGGUUCGGACGUUCGACCGGAAUCCCCCACGCUUCCUCCCAGGGUUUCAACUGAUGCUCGCUUGGUUGAUGUCAAGGAAUACGGAGACUACGAAUCAGUCGACGACCAUGCCUACUAUACGCGGCAGAGCUUCACGCGGGAAAGCAUUGGCGCUUCCUUGUCCGGGUUUUCAGGCAUCUCCAACGGGCGCUCUUCCGUCGCAGGGUCUUCUCUUGGUUAUCCGUACAGAGCUAGCCCUUCGCCCACACCCAUGGAGGCAAAGGUUGUCACGCUGCGCUAUGCUUCUGGCAGCCAAGUGGCCCUUUCCCCCACCAACCAAUCACCUUAACGGCAUGGAUACUGUCUUGUUUACACGUGUACUUUCGAUCCUGUUGUGUGUAUUGUACAAAUUGUACACCCAGCAUUGUAAACC